AUGAAGAUCAUCAAGGACGACGAGACAGGAUGCAUCGUCAACAUCACAGAUCCUGAGGGUCAUUCUCACCUAGAAGCCUGCGGAAACGACCUGUCCGGUCAGCUCAUUAACGAUGAAACAGCCCACGUCUUAAUGAUGGUCCUGCAAGUUGCGGUCACUGGGACACUGGCCGUAGGAGGCAUGGUCACUAACACCAUCAAUAUCGUAGUCUUCAUUAAAAUGGGCCUAAACGACGCGGUCAACAUAAGUCUUCUGGGACUCGCCGUCAGUGACAUGUGUUCUCUCAUCUUCUCCUUCUGGGAAGCGGUGUGCUUCAAUCCUUGGUUUGAAGACGGGGCACCUGUCGUGUACACAGAAAUCGAAUACAUUACGGGAUGCUGGCCACAUAUUUGCUUUGUGCGAGUGGCCAGUUACAUCACUGCCUUUGUCACUUUAGAAAGAUGUCUCUGUAUAGCCAUGCCGCUUAAGGUCAAAUCAAUCAUAACCAAAAAUCGCACAAAAAUAGUCAUUGUCGCUAUUUUUGUUAUUGUAUCGGUCACUUCCGCGCCGGAAUAUUACGUUAAUCAAGUAGUGUGGAAAUUCUACCCGGAAAAAAAUCGCACAAUGUUGGGGAUUCUCUUCGUAGAGGAUAGGGCCAAAUACGAAAGCGUUACAUUAAUUAUGAAUAACAUCAUUAUGCAACUCUUUGCCUUUGCCGCUGUCGUCACUUGCACUGUUAUUCUAGUCAUUGAGCUCAACAGGAAAGCGAAAUGGAGAGCGCAGACAGCAAAGGGGGACACUACUUCAGCAAAAGAUAAGAAAGUCAUCAAAAUGAUUACUUUUAUUUCGACCAUAUUCAUCGGUAGUAACCUCCCCUGCUGUGUCACUAUGAAACUGGUUCACGAAAACAAGAAUUGCGUCCCUUUGGGAAACGCCACAAAAUGUGGACCAGAUUUGACAGGGCAGCUCAUCAACGACGAGAUCGCGGACAUCGUUGUGGCAAUAUUCCAGGUUGCCGUUACAGGGUUCAUAGCCAUAGGAGGAAUUGUAGCCAACAUCAUCAACAUUGUGGUGUUCCUUAAGAUGGGGCUCAGCGAUGCAGUUAACAUUAGCCUUUUCGGACUUGCAAUUGGCGAUAUGUGUUCCUUAAUAUUUGCUCUUUGGGAGGCCAUUAGUUUCACACCACUUGUUCAGAACUCUGAUGCGCCAGUCGUGUUUACUGAGAUAGAAUAUACCACUGACUGUUGGCCACACGUCUGUUUUGUUCGAGUGACUAGCUAUAUCACAGCCUUCAUUACGCUAGAACGUUGUCUGUGUAUAACUUUCCCCCUGAAAGUGAAAUCAAUCAUUACCCCAAAUUUAGCUAGAGUUGUAGUAUUUCUCGCAUUUGCGCUUGUUUUCGCUUCUUCAGCUCCUGAUUAUUACGUUAAUCGUCUUGUAUGGAAGUUUUACCCAGAGAAAAACCGAACAAUGCUUGGGAUUAUGUAUGUAAAGGAUCGGGAAAAGCUAGAAAGGAUUUCACAAGUUCUUAACAACGUAGUGUUGCAGUGCAUCGCAUUUAUUUCUGUUGUGGUCUGCACAGUGAUUUUAAUCGUGCAGCUCAACAGAAAAGCAAAAUGGCGACAGCAGACGGCAAAAGGAGAAAAAGCGACGCUGGGAAAGGAUCAGAAAGUGAUCAAAAUGAUCAGUUUUAUUGCUGUUAUCUUUUUAGUCAGCAACCUCCCUUCCUGUCUUGUGUUCAUAGCAAUGACCUCCACUCCACAACUUCAUCCAAGUGGCGUUAAUUAUAAUAUGUUCUACGUCAUAUGGGCGGUUGUCUACGUCAUGGAAGCGUUAAACUCUACAGUCAACAUCUUUAUCUACGUCAAGAUGAGCUCUAAAUACAGAGUCGUUUUCUACAAAACCUUCGCUUGCUGCUAUGGUUGUGAUUCAGCGUCGCAGAUGCCAAAAUCCGCUGCAGACGGAAACCAAGAACCGGUAAUUUUCACCAACAAUAGCGAGCCUACAGGAGAAAUUGCUCGCAGCAAUGGUCGAACUCUGACCACUUACUUAGAAGAGAAUGAAGAAAGAUAA
Messenger RNA from Candidula unifasciata, 2052 nucleotides. Lineage: Eukaryota; Metazoa; Mollusca; Gastropoda; Stylommatophora; Geomitridae. The record is from the annotation of a GenBank genome assembly.